CUGUAUCCCUUCUAGUCAAAACCCGCGCGACCGAGGUUAACUUCCGGUCUGUCUUUGUUUAUCAACUAUUACAUGGCUUGUAAAAUGGCGCCGACUAAAAAAGCACUAAGAGUUAAGGUGAUGAGUAGACUGAAGCUGGGCUCAAGUUGUUGUGUUGUGGGAUGCAACAUGACCUCUGGAACAAAUGCCUUGUCGAAAAUAAAAAUGUUUCGGUUUCCCAGAGACGAGGAGAGACGACGAGCAUGGACCGCCGCUGUGCGCAGAGAGGCUUGGCAGCCAGGCAAGAAUACAAGGAUCUGUAGCACUCACUUCAUUAAAGGUGCACCAUCAGUGGACCCAUUACACCCAGAUUAUGUUCCAUCAAUAUUCGAACACAUAAACGGCAUCAGUGGUUCACAGAAGAAACGGAAGAGAACAUCUGUGGUUAAGUCCAUCCAUGCUGACACUGGAGAAAGAUGCACUGCUGUGGGUACAGAUCUUUCAAUGGCAGACAUUGAGCAGCUACAAAAUGAAAAAUUUGAAUUGCAAAGAAAAGUUGCUUUACUGAAGAUGAAACUGGAAUUGCAAGAAAAUGAGUACAAGAUCAGACUUCAAAGUGAAAUGUGAGAUUGUCUCAAACAUCUUUCAUGAAUGGCUCGAUGUGAUGGCGAAAGAGUUACAAUGCCAUGUCUGUUGAGCAUCCAGAAAAGAUGUCAGAAGACUAGGUUUCCAACAUGUUAGAUGUAAAAGAAUUUCACUGAAUGUUUUGCCACCAAAUGUGUCCGUCAUCAUGUACCAGCAUCUACAAAGGGAAUAAAAAUUGACAUAUUCAGUAAUAAACACCAACAACUAUUGAUUAACAGUUUUAUUGACCUAUAUAUAAAUACUGUAGUAUACACUUUCUGUUGCUUGUACUGUUCUUAAUGUAAAAAGUUAAAUAGCUUGAUGCUUCAAAAAAAACAGAAACAGCAUGCUUUUUUAAGAAUAAACACAAACCUUUUUUUCAUGUUAGACUGGUUUCAGAUCAGCACUAUUGAGCUGCUUUUGGGACCAUUUUCAUGUAUUCGUCACUUAACUGCAGUUUUCCCUUUACAAAUGCAUCCAUACCUUUUGGCAGCAUGUUUAAAUAAAAGCUAAUUGCUAAAAGCA
Messenger RNA from Triplophysa rosa, 1128 nucleotides. RefSeq names its product peroxynitrite isomerase THAP4-like. The transcript is spliced from 2 exons. Bases 73 to 606 code for a protein of 177 amino acids. The record is from RefSeq and is a predicted model, not a curated record. NCBI's taxonomy places the organism in Eukaryota, Metazoa, Chordata, Actinopteri, Cypriniformes, Nemacheilidae.